CCCCGUGUCUGUUCAUGUGUCGAAUGGAAAACUCCACAGGGUAAAGCGUAUCUGACGGCCCCGGUUCGCGCAAAAUUCGUUUUCAUGCAUCUCUUGAAUAAACCACGCCGCUCCCAUCGAAAAUCCCGGUACGGCUGUGCACCAUGUAAGCGCUGUCAUGUCAAGUGUGAUGAAAAGCGACCAUCCUGCACCCGGUGCCUGAUCCGAGGACAGGAUUGCACGUAUCUCAUAGUCGCACAGAGGAGAGUCGCUUCUGACGCCCCGUUAAGAGACAGGCCGGUCCUGCCGUCGCCGUGUACCCCUGACAACAACCGCAGAGACAACAGCAAUGCAGGAGGCAACCAUAAGAACACACAUACCCAUCUUGAUACUAUUCACAGCGAAAGUCAAGCCUCCAGUGCCAGAACGCAUUCGAGACUGCAUGAAAUGCAUCUAUUCCAUCAUGCGCUAAUGGUCACAGCCCCCUCCUUAGCGAACGACGACCUGGACCUCCAAUUCUGGCAGAUGGACAUACCCCGGGUUGCCACCACGCAGGCAUUCGUGAUGGACGGCCUGCUAGCUGUUGCGGCGCUGCAUCUGGCAUAUGUCCAUCCGGAGCAGCGAACACACUGGACUGGCGUUUCCUUGACCUAUCAAAUCGCGGCGACGACAGGGUUACGAGAGGAACUAGCUGCUGGUCUGGACGAUGGCCUGGAGGCCAAAUUCGCGGGCUCGGCCCUCAUUCUUCUCCUUAUAACUGCUUACCCGGUGGUCUGCGGCAACAGUGUCGCUGGGCAACAAAGUGUGGAGAAGCAGGGAUACACAUUAGACACGGUGCAGAGCAUUCGCUCGGCUCUGGAAGGUUGCGCCAUCAUGUACACGCAUAUAUAUCAAGAUCAGAACCACUGCAGCUUUGAUUAUUGGUUGCGUCGUGAUCUUCCAAUCAGGCCUGAGAUGGUCCAUCAACAACGAUUGAAUAAAAGGGCCGAGGUAUCACUCCUACAUAGUGAGCUCCAAGCAAGAUUGCAUCACGUUCGAAACGUGAUCGAACGGGGUGACCCUGAACCGUCGUUGCGAGACGAGUAUCAGCGCGCAUGCGAUCUCAACCUUUGGAUCUUGGAUUCAUGGCCCGCACAUCGCCAUGGCGUCGUCUGGCCCCUCUGGGUCAGCAAAGCCUUUUUGGAUCUUUGCGGGCAAGGAGAAUGGACCGCACACAUUCUUCUCAUGUUUUAUGGAUUGACUUUACACUUGGAUUCGCAUGUAUGGUUCAUCUCAGGAGCAGGCAAACAGUUGAUCUCGAGUGUUUUGAGUCGCAUGAGGGCUGAGAGUGAUACUCCCCCGGAGUGGGCUGAGAUGGUUUGUUGGGUGCGGCGGGUGAUUGAUGUGUAGCAUCGAUCAUACAACACGUCGUUCAAACUCCACAAACGUAUGGUGUAGUCGCCAAACUGUGGGUCGGGGAGAUACUACGUUUUAGGUAGCCAAUGUGGUUGACUUGGAUAGAUGGAUGGGUCUUCGGUCUGCUUGAUGUCCCAUGGGCGGAUGCUCUAUAUUUCUGAGAAGUAUAUUGCCAUCUUCGCAAUAUUUUGAUCAAGUAGAGGAGAAGCCAGAGCACAGAGCCGGCGAGUGGCAGAAAGUUGCGUGGUUGCAGAUGAGGGAUGUGACAGGUGUUAUAGAUAACCCCUGUAUUUAUAGCGGAUUGCCAACA
Aspergillus aculeatus ATCC 16872 is the source of this 1684-nucleotide messenger RNA. Its product is annotated as Zn(II)2Cys6 transcription factor domain-containing protein. The transcript has 4 exons. Lineage: Eukaryota; Fungi; Ascomycota; Eurotiomycetes; Eurotiales; Aspergillaceae. The record is from RefSeq and is a predicted model, not a curated record. Gene Ontology annotation, molecular function: zinc ion binding; DNA-binding transcription activator activity, RNA polymerase II-specific. The coding region runs from base 85 to 1368 and encodes 427 amino acids. Gene Ontology annotation, biological process: regulation of transcription by RNA polymerase II.